This is a messenger RNA of Actinia tenebrosa (Australian red waratah sea anemone), 3425 nucleotides long. RefSeq names its product calcium/calmodulin-dependent protein kinase type II alpha chain. Gene Ontology annotation, biological process: protein phosphorylation. Lineage: Eukaryota; Metazoa; Cnidaria; Anthozoa; Actiniaria; Actiniidae. Gene Ontology annotation, molecular function: calcium/calmodulin-dependent protein kinase activity; ATP binding; calmodulin binding. The record is from RefSeq and is a predicted model, not a curated record.
UUCUUUGCAAGCAAAUAUGGCGGCGAGUCACUGUCCGAGAUCUUUUCACGACACAUAUGAUCUUAAGGAAGAGCUUGGAAAAGGUGCAUUCAGUAUAGUUCGUAGAUGCAUUAAUAAAGAGACAAGGGUCGAAUAUGCUGCCAAAAUUAUCAACACAAGAAAACUUUCAAGUAGAGAUCUUCAAAAAUUGGAUAGAGAAGCAAGGAUUUGUCGUCUUUUAAAGCAUUCAAAUAUUGUAAGACUUCAUGCAAGCAUAGCAGAAGAGGGUUAUCAUUAUUUGGUAUUUGAUUUAGUAACUGGUGGUGAACUUUUUGAGGAUAUUGUGGCUAGGGAAUACUAUAGUGAAGCAGACGCAAGCCAUUGUAUUCAGCAAAUAUUAGAGAGUGUUCAACACUGCCAUGCAAAUAAUGUCGUUCACAGAGAUUUAAAGCCUGAAAAUCUACUCCUUGCCAGCAAAGAAAAAGGUGCCAUUGUUAAACUAGCAGAUUUUGGCUUGGCUAUUGAGGUAGAAGGAGAUAAAUUAGGAUGGUAUGGGUUUGCUGGGACUCCAGGAUAUUUAUCACCCGAAGUGUUAAAAAAAGAACCUUAUGGAAAAGCUGUAGAUUUAUGGGCUUGUGGCGUGAUUCUUUACAUUCUGUUGGUUGGUUACCCACCCUUUUGGGAUGAAGAUCAACACAAGUUGUAUGCGCAGAUCAAGGGUGGUGCCUAUGAUUAUCCAUCUCCUGAAUGGGACACAGUUACAGACGAAGCCAAGGAUCUUAUCAACAGUAUGCUUACAGUUGAUCAAACCAGACGAAUUCAUGCUCACGAGGCACUAAGACACCCUUGGAUUGUGAACCGAGAACGCGUCGCAUCCAAAGUUCACCGCCAAGAGACGCUUGACGGGCUGAAGAAGUUCAACGCAAGAAGAAAACUAAAAGUUGCCAUAUUGACCACGAUUUUGGCGACUUCAAACUUCAGUUCAAUUGCUGGAGUACACAGAACUCUUUCGGACAAAGCGGUAAAGGCAAAAGGCGGCAAACUGGCGACAGUUAACGAAACAUUGCGACCAAUGGUAAAGAAAAGGAAUUCCGAUGAUGACCUCAUUCCACACUCAGAAGACGACGAAGCCCCCGAUGUCGCUGCUAAAGCUGUUCGAGAACAAGAAAUCAUCAGAUUAACACAGAAACUUAUAACCAGUAUCACCACCGGUGACUUUGAAACAUACAGUAAGCUUGUUGAUCCACACGUGACUGCAUUUGAACCUGUUUCCAAUGGUAACCUAGUGGAGGGCCUGGAGUUCCAUAAGUUUUACUUUGAUAAUUUGCUCAGCAAAAGAUCAACAGCCAUCAAUACAACAAUUCUUUCCCCCCACGUGCAUUUACUUAGUGAAGAAUCGGCAUGUAUUUGUUACAUGAGGCUCACGCAAACCAUUGCAAGCAAUGGUAAUCCAGUCACUAAGCAGACCGAGGAGACGCGAGUCUGGCAAAAGAAGGGAAACACGUGGUUGAAUGUACAUCUCCACAUCUCCAACACCACAAGCCCCACGUCAAGUUAAGGUGAAUUCUAGGCUAUUAACAGCAAAUUUUAGAACUUGGACUAGAGUCAAUUACUUGCUCUGCUUUGAAGUAACUGAGCUUAAGUCACUGGACACCUUGCACAGUGCGAGCAAGCAUGUAUAGAAGAAACGGUCAUUGACCUUUUAUUAGAAUGAAGGUAUACUACUCCCUUAACGUUGUCAUAGCAACACACUGCAAUAUACGAACACGUGAUGCUAAUGUAUGUGUCGUUAUUUGACAAGAGUGUUGUAGAUGUAAAUAAUUAUUCAAUUGUGAGCUUUACGACUAUUCUAAUUAAUGUAUCAUUAUAAUUAUUAUCAAUAAUGUAAUAAUCCUUAUUGGCAUAUMUUAGUUUAUUAUUUCUAUCGUAUUUAAAAACCAAUCUUUAAAUUUAUCGUAGGAUUUCAAUUUUCAAGUUGUAUUAAGACUUAAUCAUAUUUGUAGGCCCAAUAUGACGCAAAGAAAAUUGUUUAGAAAGCCAUUUGACUAAUCAUAAAUGGCAUACAUCGUAGUCGAGUAACAAGCGUUCCUGUCACGCAAUCAUAUAAAGUGACCGUCAUGUGACUAGAUUUGCUGUCACGAGUAUAUCACGUGACCGUCAUGUGACUAGCUUGGGUUUCACGAGUAUAUAACAUGAGCGUCAUAUGUACAAGUCAUGUGACUAGCUGUAUAAGAAAGUCCAUGUGACUAAGGCAGUUUUGGUACUGGUUAGUGAGUGUAGGACGUCAUAUUUGCUUCAAUACCAUGCCUCGUUAUACGUUGUUACAAAAAUAAUAGGCCGUUUUCAUGAGGGUCGGGAGUCGCUGUUGCUAUAAACAAGUCUUUUGUUUUUCUUCCCCGUGGGACUCCAGAAGCGAAAGAUUUAUCCCUGGUUAUAAUUAGUCUACUAACCCUACCUUUGUGUAAAUGCCCUCUGAGAGACUAUGGUCAUGCGCAUUUAGUGGCAGUGGUUGAGCAGUCAGUAGUCGAACCAUUGGUUCCGGGACACAUUAAUCUCCGGCUUUUGUUAAAUCAACCAUCAUAACCGCCAUAUACUUUGUUAUUUCAUUCUCUUGGAAAUGAUUGAAAAAACGUAUUGAUUAACGGCGCGUUACGCGGUCACUUAGCGGCAUGGCUUUGACAAUUUUUAGAGUAAUAUAAAAUCGAAGAUAUGAUCCCAAACCUACAGCAAUAACCCCGUACUGGAUUAACAACAGCAAAGGCACAAUGACGUCACGUGCACAAUAUUAACAGAAGACAAGGAUGAGUGAUAGUUGGUUCCCAGUACUUGCUCAUGGCAUAUUACACGGGAGGUCUGGUCACGAGUCUAAGAUCGUGGAUUCAAAUUGUUAAACGAAAAUAGAAACUGUUUCUCCUGUGAGACAGGAAACGGAUGUACAAAAACUAGCGUACCAGACACAUAGUUAAAGUUAACUAGUUUUAGUCAAUUUAUUUCUUUUUAUAAUGUUAGACCUUAAAACAUCAAAAAUCAGAUUCUCGUACCCAAACCCUACUCAGUUUCGCUGUUAAGGGUCUGGGUACGAAAGUGCGAUAAAUCAUAGUUUUAGGCAAAUCUAUAAUCAGCUACAGAGAGAAAGCUAGUACCAGGUUUCCUCAUAAAAACACCACUCGUUCUGGUCAAAAUUAAUAAAUUAUUUCAAUUUUAUUUUGUUUGACGUAGAAGUUAUUGAAAUUAGAAAAAUUGUAAAAUUUUAAAUACACUUUGAUGUGUUUAGGAUAAUCAGCAAAACUUGACCCAGGUCUCCUCACCAUGAUAUAAAGGAGAGCCUGGAGGUGAAUUACAGCAACAAUAAAAACGAGACUGGAUUUAUUUUAAUGUUCAAAAAAUAGAAUUGGAUAAAGUGAUUCAUUUUGGAUAAAGUAAUAAAUGGAAAAUAUUUGUGCGUA